UCUGGAGGACGCCAUCAACUUGCUGCUCUAAAGAGUAACUAGCCCUCAGAAACGAGAGCUUGCACAAAGAGUGGAGGCUUGAAAUCGGGUGAGUGCACAUUGGGUACAGCAGAAAGCAAAGUCUGGCUGAAGAGAACAGAGAUUAAACCACAGGUUCCAUUAUGGGUCGACUUGACGGGAAGGUCAUCGUCCUGACAGCAGCUGCUCAGGGGAUUGGCCGGGCAGCUACCUUAGCUUUUGCAAGAGAAGGUGCCAAAGUCAUAGCCACAGAUAUCAAUGAGUCCAAACUUCAGGAACUGGAAAAGUACCCAGGUAUUCAGACUCGGGUCCUUGAUGUCACAAAGAAGAAACAAAUUGAUCAGUUCGCCAAUGACAUUGAGAGACUUGAUGUUCUCUUUAAUGUUGCUGGUUUCGUCCAUCAUGGAACCAUCCUGGACUGUGAGGAAAAAGACUGGGACUUCUCAGUGAAUCUCAACAUCCGCAGCAUGUACCUGAUGAUCAAGGCGUUUCUUCCCAAAAUGCUUGCUCAGAAAUCUGGCAACAUUAUCAACAUGUCCUCUGUGGCAUCGAGCAUCAAAGGAGUUGUGAACAGGUGUGUGUACAGCACAACCAAGGCGGCUGUGAUUGGUCUCACCAAGUCUGUUGCUGCAGACUUCAUCCAGCAGGGUAUCCGGUGCAACUGUGUGUGUCCAGGAACGGUUGAUACCCCAUCUCUGCAAGAAAGAAUACAAGCCAGACCAAAUCCUGAAGAGGCACUGAGCGAUUUCCUAAAGAGACAGAAAACAGGAAGAUUUGCAACUGCAGAAGAAAUAGCCCUGCUCUGUGUGUACCUGGCCUCUGAUGAAUCUGCCUAUGUAACAGGUAAUCCUAUUAUCAUUGAUGGAGGCUGGAGCUUGUGAUUUCAGGAUCUCCUUGCUGGGAAGGCAGGCCGUUCCUGUCUACAGUGAACCUGCUUAUGAAGAAAACUCACCCAUCCUCUCUUUCCUAUUAAUGGCAUAUUAAUGAAAACAAGACCUUUUUGAUGAUGUCAUUGUUCACAAGAGUCUGAUCCUUUAAAUAUAUUCAUCUCUUUCUAAUCUCUUCUGAAAUCAUUGUAGAUAGGUGAGAUAAUGAACUCACUGCAAAAAGAACAUUUUAAGAAUAAAUCUCAAUUUGUAAG
Messenger RNA from Balaenoptera musculus (blue whale), 1159 nucleotides. RefSeq names its product 3-hydroxybutyrate dehydrogenase 2 (gene BDH2). Lineage: Eukaryota; Metazoa; Chordata; Mammalia; Artiodactyla; Balaenopteridae. Gene Ontology annotation, biological process: siderophore biosynthetic process. Bases 162 to 899 code for a protein of 245 amino acids. Gene Ontology annotation, cellular component: cytoplasm. The record is from RefSeq and is a predicted model, not a curated record. The transcript is spliced from 11 exons. Gene Ontology annotation, molecular function: 3-hydroxybutyrate dehydrogenase activity.